Hirsutella rhossiliensis is the source of this 1026-nucleotide messenger RNA. Its product is annotated as reverse transcriptase (RNA-dependent DNA polymerase) domain-containing protein. Bases 1 to 1026 code for a protein of 341 amino acids. The transcript is spliced from 5 exons. The record is from RefSeq and is a predicted model, not a curated record. NCBI's taxonomy places the organism in Eukaryota, Fungi, Ascomycota, Sordariomycetes, Hypocreales, Ophiocordycipitaceae.
AUGUCACGAGAAGAGCUCUCAGCGGCUGCCGCGCCGGUGCUGUUCCGCGACCGAUACCCACUGCCCCUCAUCGCGGAGACCCUGCAGAAUCUGGCCAAGGCUAAGUGGUUCACCAAGUUUGGGCUCUACGAGUGGCUCGUGUGCCCUUUCGGCCUGAGCGGCGCCCCGGCAUCAUUCCAACGAUACAUGAACAGUGUAUUGCGCGAAUGGCUGGACGACUUUGUCACAGCGUACCUGGAUGAUGUACUGAUCUACUCGAGCGGUUCGAAGGCGGAUCAUGAGGCUAAGGUGCGACGAGUUCUCCAAGCACUCGCCGACGCUGGGCUGCACCUAGACCCAGCGAAGUGCGAGUUUUCGGUACAAGAGCAGCGCGCCAUCCGCGAAUGGGAGGCCCCGACCACGGUGAAGGGUGUCAGAAGCUUUCUGGGCUUCGCCAACUAUUACCGGAUCUUCAUCCCCGACUAUGCCAAGAUCACGCAGUCUCUGGAUGCCCUGCUUAAGAAAGGAACUGCCUUUCAUUGGGGACGAGCGGAGAACGAGGCGUUUCAGGAGCUGAAGCGACGAUUUUGCGAGUCACCGGUGCUCAAGCAGUGGGACCCGAGCCUCCCGACCUUUUUGGAGACGGAUUGCUCAGGCUACGCAUUGGGAGGCGUCCUGUCGCAGGAAGGCCCAGAUGGACGUCGACACGCAUGCGCCUUCUUCUCGAAGCGACUUUCGCCAGCGGAGUACAACUAUCCCAUUCACGACAAGGAGAUGCUUGCCAUCAUGAGAUGUCUCGACAACUGGAACGCCGAACUUAGGAGCUGCGGCCCAUUUACAAUCCUUACCGAUCACCGCAACCUGGAGUAUUUCGCGACACGCCAGAAGCUCACGGAACGGCAGAGCCGUUGGGCAGCCAAUUGUCCCAGUUCGACUUCAAGCUCGAGUAUCGACCGGGAAGCGAGGCUGUCGUGCCUGAUGCGUUGUCCCGCCGUGAACAAGACAAGCCACAGGGCAUCGACGACGAGCGGGAACAAGGAAGAAUGA